This is a messenger RNA of Talpa occidentalis (Iberian mole), 1224 nucleotides long. RefSeq names its product single-strand-selective monofunctional uracil-DNA glycosylase 1 (gene SMUG1). Lineage: Eukaryota; Metazoa; Chordata; Mammalia; Eulipotyphla; Talpidae. The record is from RefSeq and is a predicted model, not a curated record. Bases 196 to 1056 code for a protein of 286 amino acids. Gene Ontology annotation, molecular function: oxidized pyrimidine nucleobase lesion DNA N-glycosylase activity; single-strand selective uracil DNA N-glycosylase activity. Gene Ontology annotation, biological process: base-excision repair. The transcript has 4 exons.
CCGCCCCCCGCGCGCGGGGCGGGGCAGGAACCGGAAGUCGGAGGGGACCUGGGCCAGGCCAGUGUCAAACUACACAUGAUGGAUCCAGCUGUUAUGUCGACUCUGAGAUGCCGUCAAUCAAGAGGUUACUCUUGACUUGGGCAGAAGGUUCAGAGGGAGGAAGAACCAUGGUGUGUGCCUUGUGAGAAGCCCAGCAUGUCACUGGAAGCAAGCAGAGUGCAGCGUGACAGUGACAUGGCCGAGCCCCACACUUUCCCACUGGAACCCCUCCCUGCGCCUUCAGGUGCCCUGAUGGGUCAUCCCCAGCCUGGCCCUCAAAGCUUGGCCGAGGGCUUCCUGGAAGAGGAGCGGCGCCUCAAUGAUGAGCUGAAGCAAAUGCAGUUUUCAGAGCCCGUGGGCAUCAUCUACAACCCUGUGGAGUAUGCAUGGGCGCCUCACCACGCCUACGUGACACGCUACUGCCAGGGCCCCAAGGAAGUGCUCUUUCUGGGCAUGAACCCGGGACCCUUUGGCAUGGCCCAGACUGGGGUGCCCUUUGGGGAAGUGAAUGUCGUCCGGGACUGGUUGGGCAUUGGGGGUCCUGUGAUGACCCCUUCCCAAGAGCACCCUAAGCGACCAGUGCUGGGACUCGAGUGCCCACAGUCAGAGGUGAGCGGUGCCCGAUUCUGGGGCUUUUUCCGGAACCUGUGUGGACAGCCCGAGGUCUUCUUCCGCCACUGUUUUGUCCACAACCUGUGUCCCUUGCUCUUCCUGGCCGCCAGCGGACGCAACAUCACCCCUGCCGAGCUGCCUGCCAAGCAGCGGGAUCAGCUUCUCGGGGCCUGUGACGUGGCCCUCUGCCGGCAGGUGCAGCUGCUGGGCGUGCGGCUGGUGGUGGGAGUGGGGCGGCUGGCGGAGCAGCGGGCGCGGCGGGCCCUGGCGGGGCUGAUGCCAGAGGUCCAGGUGGAAGGGCUGCUGCACCCCUCCCCUCGGAGCCCCCAGGCCAACAGGGGCUGGGAGGCCGUGGCCAAGGAGAGGCUGAACGAGUUGGGACUGCUGCCGCUGCUGACAGAGUGAGCCCCCGGGCCUGGUGGAGGACACGCCGGACUCCCAGGUUAUUCUUGGUGCGCAGCUCUACGUGCCUUCCUGGACUGGAGCAACAGGGGCCGCGUGGCCGUUCUCAUACUACUGCUUACCGCCCCAGGUCCUGCCUUCUCCCCUGCCUCUGUGGUCCUGUGGCGCCUG